AUGGCAUUUUAUCCCCUGCAAAUUGCUGGGCUGGUUCUUGGGUUCCUUGGCAUGGUCAGGACUCUUGCCACAACCCUUCUGCCUCAAUGGAGAGUUUCAGCGUUUAUUGGCAGCAACAUCAUCAUCUUUGAGAGACUCUGGGAAGGGCUCUGGAUGAACUGUGUCCGCCAAGCCAAGGUCAGGCUGCAGUGCAAGUUCUACACCUCCUUGUUGGCCCUUCCACCUGUCGUGGAAACAGCGCGAGCCCUCAUGUGUGUAGCCGUUGCUCUCUCCUUCAUUGCUCUCAUCAUUGGCAUCUGUGGCAUGAAGCAGGUCCAGUGCACAGGUUCUGACGACAGGGUGAAAGCGUACCUUCUGGGAACUUCCGGAGUUCUCUUCAUCCUGACCGGCAUCUUUGUUCUGAUUCCAGUGUGCUGGACAGCCAAUAUCAUCAUCAGGGAAUUCUACAACCCAGAGGUGCCCAUCGGUCAGAAACGAGAGCUGGGAGCAGCCCUUUUCCUGGGCUGGGCGAGCACUGCUGUCCUCUUCAUCGGAGGGGGUCUGCUCUGUGGAUUCUGCUAUUGCAACCGGAAGAAGCAAUGGCUCAGAUACCCAGCCCCCACCCACUGUGCGCCAUACAAACAGAAGCAAAGGAAGGUGACAGUGCUCAGAAAGACCUCCACCAGCUACGUCUAA
Molecule: messenger RNA, 675 nt
Organism: Fukomys damarensis (Damara mole-rat)
Lineage: Eukaryota; Metazoa; Chordata; Mammalia; Rodentia; Bathyergidae
Gene: Cldn17
Product: claudin 17
Exons: 1
Coding region: 1-675 (224 amino acids)
Biological process (GO): bicellular tight junction assembly; cell adhesion
Cellular component (GO): plasma membrane; bicellular tight junction
Molecular function (GO): structural molecule activity
Source: RefSeq, a predicted model, not a curated record